Messenger RNA from Ctenocephalides felis (cat flea), 2122 nucleotides. It is a transcript of the gene fl(2)d, whose product is annotated as pre-mRNA-splicing regulator female-lethal(2)D. Lineage: Eukaryota; Metazoa; Arthropoda; Insecta; Siphonaptera; Pulicidae. Bases 600 to 1541 code for a protein of 313 amino acids. The record is from RefSeq and is a predicted model, not a curated record. Gene Ontology annotation, biological process: regulation of alternative mRNA splicing, via spliceosome. Gene Ontology annotation, cellular component: nucleus. The transcript has 6 exons.
GUAAUUAAGGUGGUCGGCUGGUAGUAGCGCUAUGUCGGAGAGUGCGAGUGUAGGCUUCCAAGGGGCGGUUUCUUCGGGAGCGACCUCCGAGACUUCGGAACACAGUCGCCGUAUGCUGGAAGUGUUUUUUACAUGGGUCUUCAAAAGUGAAGUGAUUAACCAUCAUUCGUGAUUUUUGUUUUACUUUAUUUCAAAGCUGGUGAAAGUGCAAAUAGGGUUAAUUAAUCAGUGUUUCAUGCCAGAUAUUAUGUGAUCAGAUUCUAUUAGAAUGUUGAAAAAGUGGUUAUUUUGUCAAAAGUUGGAUAUAAAAUUUUCAAUGAGUUUCAGUGUUGUGGUGAUAAUUGAUUGUGAUUUUAGAAUUAGUGUUACAUUUGAGCAUUAAACUAAAUUAAUAGUGUACAUAAAAAACUGGACAUAGUGGGGUCUUGUUUCCAUGAUGGUGAGGCAGGCCUUGAUUUGAAGAUGCAAGAGUCAAUUUUUAUAAUCUCGAUGAAAUAGCAGCUCUGAGGGAUAAUGAAUCGAGGUUGAAACAACAACAUUUAGAAUCGCAGAAGCGAGAAAAAGUAUUAGUUCGAAGGCUGGCUUCUAAAGAGCAGGAAAUGCAAGUUCUACUGAGUCAGAUCGCGGAACUAAAAGUCAAUCAGGUACCCAGUGCAAGUGCGCUUCGAUCCGCUUUGCUAGACCCAGCUGUAAACAUAAUACUUCAAAAAUUAAAGUCUGAACUAUCUGCUACAAAAGCAAGAUUGGAAGAGACUCAGAAUGAACUAUCGGCGUGGAAAUUCACACCUGACUCAAAUACAGGCAAAAGACUCAUGGCAAAGUGCCGUUUGCUUUAUCAAGAAAAUGAAGAAUUGGGUAAAAUGACUUCCAAUGGGAGGUUAGCCAAGCUUGAAGGCGAUCUUGCAUUGCAAAAAAGCUUCAGUGAUGAAGUGAAAAAAUCCCAAUCAGAAUUAGAUGAUUUUUUACAAGAAUUGGAUGAAGAUGUAGAAGGAAUGCAAAGUACAAUAUACUUCUUGCAGCAAGAGCUGCUAGCAACUAAAGAAAUGGUUUCUUCCCUUGAAGCAGAAAAUAAGAAACUCAAAGAUUCCCAAAAUUUACAUAAUCACUUAAACGGUGACACUAGCAAAGCCAAGCACGAAGUUGUUAGAUUAUCGACAUCUGCUAAGGAUUCUAGUGAUUCUGAGCCUGAGUUGAUCAUAAAAGUUACUGAACAGGAUCUGAUGAAAACAAUCAGUGAUUUUGAUGAUGAACAAGAGAAGGAUAAUUGUGAAAUUCGGACAAAAAGUGAACUGAUCACAAGAACUAAAGAUAACAAUGGUGUUGGUAGCACUAUUGUAGAUAGGACUUCAAAAACAAAUAGGUUGGAAUUUAAAAAGAAACGUAAUUAUGACAGUGAUUCAAGUGAUUAUAGCAUUGAAAGGACAAAAGGUGUUAAAAAAGUUAGAAGGUCUUCUGUACUGUCAUUGGACUACAAUGACUUGGAAGAUGAUGCAUUAGUGAUAUCAACAAAUGGUGAAACAAACAUUUCAGAUGGAGAAUGAUUAAGUUACAUCAUGGCUUUUCAAAUUAUAGUUAAUUAAAAUACACAAAUUUCUGAAUUAAUCUUAAAUUUACUAUGUGAACUUCAUUAUUUAACUCAUAUUGUUUUAAUGAGCAUUAUAUUUUAAUUUUAACACAAAGUAUACUACAAAUACAAAUUAUGUUGAAAUUUGUUAUAAUAGAAUUAAGUUAAUUGGUCUUAAAUCAAUUAAUCAGUACAUUAGAUUAUUAUUACGUCCAAGUGUGAGAGCUAACUUAAAAUUGCAGUUCAUACUUGUCUAUGAUAUCUUUUUUCAUCACAAGUGGGUCCAUGCCAUUGAUUGGAAAGUACUAAAAUAUAAUUAGUUUGACAUACAUGGUUAUAUGCGAAAAAAAAACUUGUUUAUAGAGCUUUAACAAUUGUAAAACAAUGUAUAUCUGAUCUAUAGUUCUUGUUAUUUCUAAAAUGUUGAUUUAUGUGUAAAUAUAAUAAUACACAAUAUGUAUAAAAUACCAUAAACCUGUUGUAAACAUUCAUAAUUUCUGUUUUAGCAUGAUUUCAUAUAGCAUAACUAAACUGGCUUAAAUUAAGGUUUAUAUUUUU